Molecule: messenger RNA, 3801 nt
Organism: Schistosoma mattheei
Lineage: Eukaryota; Metazoa; Platyhelminthes; Trematoda; Strigeidida; Schistosomatidae
Source: the annotation of a GenBank genome assembly
GAAAUCAGUUCGAGGACUCAAAUUCAAACCUUACGAAGAGCACCUCUAUCCACUAGACCUCUGCCCAUUAGAGUAUAGACGUCUUAGAGGUGAUCUAUUAAUGGCUUAUAGUAUCCUUAACACUUCUGGACAUCCUGUUAAACACCUGCCUAAGCUUAGUUCGAACACUAACCUAAGGGGUAACACCCAGAAACUGGGGACACAACAUAGCAGAACGGACUGUGGACACAACUUCUAAUCCUUAAGAGUUGUUAAAUUCCGAAAUAAGCUGCCGGCCGAGCUAGUCCAAGCGACUUCCCAGGAGUCCUUUAAGAGGCAACUUGAUCUAUUCUUAAGGAUUAAGGAUAGUAUCAUACUACGACUUACCAAUUUCUUUAUCAUCUUUUAUUGUUGACAUACCUAGGUUCCUGCCUGGAGGUUUUGGUGGUCCCUUGUUACUAGAAACGGAAGCCUGCUAAGCGAAAGCUUAUCCUAUUCCGUCUACAACCAUUUGAACCUACUGAUCAUACCACACAUUGUUAACUUAUGUUUACUUCAUUCAGAUUCAUGGGGGAAAUAACAACAAGUGCAUCGAUCUGUCGCCAAGAAUGAUAUCUUAAUAAGCAUACACAGUCCCAAGUCAUAUAGUUUCCUACUUUCGUCAAGCAAACCAUGGAAUUUGAAUUUACUGCGCUUUAUUCAAGCUCCUCGGAACUCGUGGUUUACUGACGGGAUUUACUUCUAUCACCGCAAACCAUGUCGUUAUCCCGUCUGGUCGUCGAUAAUAACUCAUACAGUUUGAAGUCUAAACUGUUUUCCAGAAUAUCCUGGAGGACCGCAGCCACAAUCGGUAUCCCGCUUGGUAUAGCCGGUUUGACCGUCCUUGUAUAUUACCUCAGAAACAAAAAAGAGAAGAGUGAAGCAGAACUUACUCCAGAAACACCAUUAGAGGCUGCUUUAGCGUUAAAGCUAAAAGGAAAUAAAUUUUUCAAGGGUGGACAAUACUCUCAGGCAAUAAGUUUAUAUGAUGAAGGACUUAAGAAAUGUCCAUUGGAUGCAGUUCAGGAACGUGCAGCUUUCUAUCAAAAUCGUGCAGCAGCCAAAGAGAAUCAACGUCAAUACGAAUCUGCCAUUGAAGAUUGUUCUCUUGCAUUAUCAUUAACACCGCAUUAUUUGAAAGCAUUAAAUCGUCGAGCACAUUUAUAUGAAAAAUUAAAAAAAUGGGAUGAGUGCCUUUUAGAUAUGACAGCUUGUUGUAUUUUUGAAAAAUUUAAAAAUGCUGACAACAUUGUUUUCAUGGAUCAAGUACUCAAAACAAUUGGACAACAGAAAGCUCAAGAAGAACGUUCCAAAUUAUUGCAUGAAUUACCAUCAGCUUCCUUUAUUCGUAAUUAUUUGAGCGCAUUCGCAUGUAAUCCAUUCACAGUUAAUUCUUCACAACUAUCCAAGCAUAAUUCACUGACUGAAACUAAGACUGCAGUUAACGGAGUAACUGAUGAUCAUCCUGUAUCAAAUAUGCCCAGCACCACAGAAGUACCCAAUAAUAACAAUCCUAAUCAAUAUGAUUGUACGCAAUUUAAAGAACCUCUUCAAUCAGCGUUUAAUAAUGUAAAUUCAGCCUUAGAUUAUAUGACGAAAGGUGAUUAUCAACAGUCAGCUGAUCAUGCGAUGAAAGCCGUUAAUUUGUUCGAAUCAAUCUUAUCGGAUAAGUCGUUCGCAGAUGUAAAGAAUUUGAUCAAUUCAUCAUCUGAGUUAGAUGAUAGUGAAACAAUUUCAAAAUCAAGUGAUAAUCUCAUCUCUCCUGAGUCUAAUGAACAUAAUGGAAAUGAAAAUGAAUUGGACAGCGAAGAAAACAAUAUCGUCACCACAAAUUCAAAUAAUACUGAUUCCCUCAAUAAAAUUAAAACAAAUGAAUCUAUUCAAGUGUAUAUUAAAGAAGUAUAUAAUCAAAUUUCACUUUUACACGCUACUUAUCAAGCAUUAGCUGGACGUUCUGAAGAAGCAAAAGAACGUUUUCAAAAUAUUGGUAUGGUGGACUCUGGAGCUUCAUUAGUGGUUCGUGUUAAUGCAUUGAUUAAAUCUGCAUGUUUAUCAAUGUCAGUUGAUCAAGAUGUAGCUGCUUGUCUUUAUGAUUUCCAACGUGCACAAAAUGUUUGGCCUGAAUGUCCGGAUGUGUAUCUUCAUCGAGGUCAAAUUAAUCUAUUAGCUGACCAGUUAGAUGAAGCAUUGCAUGAUUUGAAUACAGCUGUUAAAUUAAAACCGGAAUUUUCAGUUGCACAGGCUCAGCGUUUGUACACCCUAUAUCGAUGCGCAUUAACUGCUGGUGAUGUUAGUAAAGUGGAUUCUCGUAUUGAAGAGUUUCGUCGAUUAGUAAAGAAAUAUCCCAAUUGUUUGGAAACUCAUUCUUUAUUUGCUCAGGUAAGAUAGAUAUAGACUAAUUUCCAGGUACUUAGGCAUGAGUCAUACUCUAAUUGUAAGUGUUAAUAAUAAUACUUUGUUGCCGAAACCGAAUUAGGCGGGAGGAGGUUCGAACCUAGAAGUUAGUGGUCAAAAGUGCGAUUCCAUAACCACUGAGCCGUCUACUCUUAUAACAACUAGUAUUUUAUUUGUGAAAGUAGACAGUUGUGACCAGGAGGGCAUAUAAUACAACACAGUGAGAUCAUUCAAAAUCACUUAUGUUCAGAACUUGAUUUAAUUCUCAACUAAAUCAAACAACUCUCUUACUUCAUAUUCUUAUUUCCUAGUAAAUUCCAUCGUAAUAUAUGAAUACAGAAUACCAUGAAGAAGAUAUUUAUACGAUCAAACACUGUCACGUACAUAUUUUGUCUGAUUUCCAGAGGUGACUUAAUUUCACAGUCCUUGAAUAAUACAUAUAAAGACUCCUUUUUGGGUAUGCUCACUUUUGUAGGGAAAUUCGCUACAUUGUAGCUUUAAUUGUUGCCUAAUCUUCAUAUGGAGUGUGUAGAUCAUUUCUAUGAAUUAGCUAUGUGUGUGUGUGUGUGUGAAAACGUGUUAGCACUUUAAGAAACUUAAACUCUACCAGAAAAUAAACGGUUUACUCUAUUCAUCAUCUCAAAGUGGAAUAUUAAUGCUACAUUCUGAACGGAAACAAACAUGAGAAUUCUGUUAUGCAAAACGUUUCUUUUUCUAUAACGUUAGGAUUCAUCUACGCUGAAAUAUAAUAAUAAUAAAACAGUUGAGAGUAUGUUAACCAUUUGGCUUAUCAUAAAAGUUCCAACUUUAUUGGGUAGUGUUCACUUGUGCAUUCCUGAUACACUCAAUAAAACUUUGUGAUUAUUUUAUGAACAUAAGGAAAAAUCCAAGUACUUGUUAAGGAUUUAGAGUCUAUUUUUGUAGUUACCAGGUCUAACAUCGAUGUUAAUUAGUGUGAAUACUCAAUCCCAUCAGUCGAUAUGGUUUUAUUCCUUCCUUUAAAUCAUGAACAAUUGAGAUCUUAAGUUUGAAACUCAUUUUACUUAUUUAUUAUUUCUCUCAGAUCAGGAAAUUGAAAUACUUUAUUAUUAUUAGUAUUAUUACAUGCGUGACAAAUAAGUAGUUACUUAUCACAUUUAUAAGACACACAAGGGGCUAGUUAAUGCGGUGUAUCAUUUUAUCAAUGUAAAAAGAAUUCCAAACUUUCAGUUGUUGACAGUUUGUUUUCAAUCACCCUCAAUACGUUGUUCUUGUCAUCAUAGUGAUCUGAAAUUGAAUAAGAGUUAUGUGGAUUCUGUUUUUUUGUUUGUUUGUUUGUUUCUAUAAUAGUAUUAUUGGUAUUUUUUUCAUAUGGCAACAACUUAUUUCAAUGAUUUCAUGAUUAUUUGC